AUGGACUUACAAAACCUUACCCAAACGGAGCCACUGGAUCUCUCAACCAAAGCGAUCAAGCCCUUCAGCUUAGAUCUGGCCUUCCUCGCCGGCUUUAACAGUCAGCUGGUUAAACUGUAUGAGAGUCAGUACAAGAACCCCGGUCGGGGUAAGAGCGUGCUGCCGUGCCAUGUCUGUCUGAAGACGUUUGAUAGACCAUCGCUGCUCAAGAGGCAUAUGAGGACGCAUACUGGCGAGAAGCCUCACAUCUGCAACGUGUGCAACAAAGGGUUCAGCACGUCGAGCUCGCUCAACACUCACCGCCGAAUACACACAGGUGAGAAGCCCCACAAGUGUCCGGAGUGCGGGAAGUGCUUCACCGCCAGCUCGAACCUGUACUACCAUCGUAUGACACACACUAAGAACAAGCCCCACAAAUGCCUGUGGUGCCCGCGUUCCUUCCCCACACCGGGCGAGCUGCGCGCGCACACGACGGCGCACGGCGCACACACGCACGCACACACGCGGCUUUAUGGCAGACGGAAUGUUAACAUGUAAUAAAAGAUGUGAAAUGACAGAAAAAACAUGUUCGUUUCCUUUUAAGCUUUACGGUAUGGAGUCGA
Messenger RNA from Leguminivora glycinivorella, 602 nucleotides. RefSeq names its product zinc finger protein 239-like. The transcript has 4 exons. The record is from RefSeq and is a predicted model, not a curated record. NCBI's taxonomy places the organism in Eukaryota, Metazoa, Arthropoda, Insecta, Lepidoptera, Tortricidae. Gene Ontology annotation, molecular function: DNA-binding transcription factor activity, RNA polymerase II-specific; RNA polymerase II cis-regulatory region sequence-specific DNA binding. Gene Ontology annotation, biological process: regulation of transcription by RNA polymerase II. The coding region runs from base 1 to 537 and encodes 178 amino acids.